Messenger RNA from Ectocarpus siliculosus, 3561 nucleotides. NCBI's taxonomy places the organism in Eukaryota, Phaeophyceae, Ectocarpales, Ectocarpaceae. The record is from the annotation of a GenBank genome assembly.
AUGACAACUGCUACGUGCAGCAGUAGCAGCAGCACCUUACCGACCACACUACUGCGCGGAGGUGGCGGCAGCACGACCGGGCGGCGAUUGUUAUCGAGUGCUGCCGGCGUUCUGUCGCCGGGAGGGCACCGCGGGGGCGGCGGCCGUGCGACCAUCACCGGGCGGGGCGAUACGCAACUGUCGUCGACAGCUGCCGUUGCGCCGCCAGAAGUCCACCCUGACGGCGUCACCAUCAUCAAGCCCGACCGCGAUACCCGGCACUACCGAUACCUGGUGCUGCCCAACGGGCUCGAAGUGGUCUUGGUCUCGGACCCGUACACGGAGCAAGCGGCCGCAUCGAUGUUCAUCCGAGCUGGUCACAUGCAGGAUCCUCCGGAGCUAGCUGGGAUGGCGCACUUCCACGAGCACAUGCUCUUCUUGGGGACGGAGAGAUAUCCGGAGGAGGGAGAGUUCGAGAAUUUUUUGACCCAACACGGGGGAUCGUCUAACGCGUACACCGCGACGGAGUCGACGAACUACUACUUCGACGUCAAGUCUUCCCACCUCCGUGGCGCCACGGAUCGGUUCGCGCAGUUCUUCCGAACCCCCCUCUUCGCGGAAUCGGCCAUCGAGCGAGAGAUGCAGGCGGUGGACUCUGAGCACUCGAACAACAAGAACGAAGACACGUGGAGAAUAUACCAGGUGUUGAAAGCGACAGCCAACCCUUCCCACGCCUUCUCCAAGUUUGGCUCUGGAAACUACGAAACGCUGAGGCCGCGACCGGAGGAGGGCGUGGACACGAGAGCGUCUUUGAUCGAUUUCCACGAGACGUACUACUCCGCCGACGCGAUGAAGCUCUCGAUACUAGGCAACGAGGACCUGGACACUCUCGAGGCCUGGGUCCGCGACGCCUUCUCGGGGGUGCGAAACACGAAGCCCCCGGCGGUGCCGGACUACGGGCCGUACCCGGCGUUCGGGGCGGCCGAGCUGGGGCGGCGGGUGACGGUGAUCCCCCUGAAGGAGACGAGGCAGCUGGCGCUAUCGUGGCCGUUGCCCCCGUACCAAGGUGUCACAAGAGCACUCCUUCGAAAUCUCUACUCCCAGGGCUACGAGGGAGAAGGUGGCCUGCACAAGCUGCUGCACGGGCGCGGGUGGGUGUCGAGCCUGUCGGCGGGGAGCAUGGUCACGGGGACAGACUUCCAGCUGUUCCGCCUGAGCCUGUCGCUCACCGAAGAGGGGGAACGACACACGGACGAGAUCAUCGAGCUUUGCCACCGCUUCAUCGCGCUGCUGAGAUCUGAGCCGCCCCAGAAACGUAUACGGGAUGACCUUGCUGCGAUGACGGAGAUCGGAUUCCGUUUCUUGGAGAACGGAGGUCCGUCAAGAGCCGUCCAAAGCAUCGCCACGACUCUGGGGCAGGAAGACGUUGUGCCAGCGGAGGUGCUUAGCGGUGCAUUCACAGUGCUUGAGUGGGACCCCGCCGCCCUCACCGACGUGGUGAACAGGUUGACUCCCAAAAACUGUCAGAUACUGGUGGUAUCGAAGAAGGACGAAGAGGAGGCCGAUAAAGACGGGAGUGCGGCGAUAGGUUGGAGGAAGGAGCGCUGGUACGGGACCUCCUACAAGGUGGAAGCCCUGUCGGAAGAACUGUUGAGAAGGCUGGAGGGCGUCCCGCCUCACGUGGAGGGUUUCCCGGAGGCCUUCCGCCUCCCGGGGGCGAACCCCUUCAUCCCGACCGAGUUCAGCCUCCGCGCUGACGACGCUGGCGAACCCGCCGCCGCCGCUCAAGAAGGAACCGCUACCGCUGGCGAUGCCGACGCUGACGCGGAGGCAGUCCGACGCCUGCUUCCGGCGAGCAUCCCCGCGCUUGCGCUCGAGACGGUGCCGAAGGAGGACUGGUCGAGGCUGGUCCCGCCGUCCCUCGUGGCCGAAGGCGUGGGCGGGGAGGGGGGGCGCGGGGGGGCGGUGAACCUGUGGCACAAGAUGGACAGGUCGUACCGCGUGCCCAAGUCGUCAAUCGCGGCGAAGCUCUGGACGCCCGAGCCGUACGCUUCUCCAAUGGCGGCGAUGCAGGCAAGGAUGUUCGUGAGGCUGCUGAAGGAGGACUUGAAGAGCUGGGCGUACGACGCCGAUCUCGCGGGCCUUCGGUAUUCGUUGGAGAUGACCACCAGGGGUCUGCAGCUUUCCGUCGGGGGGUACAGCAGCACGGUCGCCCUUCUGCUUUCCAAGAUCUUGGGGCACAUCGGAGACCUCCUGGCGGAGUAUCGCGAGCUGGGCGAACUUAUGGAGUCCGGCCGGGGGGGCGGAGGAGGAGGGGCGGGGGUGGGGGUGGGGGGGCACGCGGAGGGGCAGGGUUUGGCGGGCCUGACGGCGAGGCAGGAAUUGCUUCGCCAGCGGUACGAGACUUCGCGGGAGAGCUUCCUGCGGUAUUACCGCAACUCGGCACAGGACCAGCCGUACGAGACAGCGGACUACUACGUUCGGCAGGUGAUGGAAGCCGAGGUCUGGCACAUCGACGAGUACAGGCAGGCUCUCGAGGACAGAGACGCCUGCACGCCGGCGGACAUGGCGAGACACUUCGACAAGAUCCUUGGGCGCAUGCGCGUUGACGUGAUGGCUCACGGCAACGUUGGGAGGAAGGAGGCGGAGGACCUAGCCUCGGCGAUCGCUGACGCGUUGUCGCGGACGGAGCCGCUCCCGGAGGCAGAGCUGCCGACGAGGAACGCGCUGAGACUGCAGGCGGCCGGGGAGGGGGAGGGCGGGGGGGGUAAUGGCGUCGUCGUAGUGGAGCUGGAGGCGGACGAGGCAGAAAAGAACUCCGCUGUCCAGGUGUACCUUCAGGCGGGUCCCGGCGAGUCCAACCUAGACCUAGCCUCGGCCCUGGAGUUGAUCAACACGCUCGGGUACACGUCCGCCUUCCAGCAGCUGCGGACCCGGGAGCAGCUCGGGUACAUGGUCUACACCCACCUUGAGCGGGGCCCCUCCGGGAAGGUGACGCCGCCGGCGUCGUGGGACGGGGCGGGAGCGGCGGGGGGCGGGGAGGAGAUGCACCCCGGCGGUCCCCUCGCGUGGUCGGUGGUGGUCCAGAGCCCGGACAAGACGCCGGCGGAGCUGGAGGAGAGGGUGGAGGCGUGGAUAGCCGGGUUUCGGGACGAGCUAGCGGCGUUAUCGGACGAGGUCUUCCAGUCGACGGUGGCGUCCAUGUCUUCGAGCGUUCUCCGGCGAGAGCGGAGCAUGCGCGAGGAGGCGAGCAUUUUCUUCGGGGCCAUCGCCAGCAGGACGGGCGACUUCUACCGGCGCUACCGCAAGGCCGAGUCCUACCGCCGCCUCACCAAGCAGGCGGUGCUCGACGCGUACGACCAGUUCUACGCGCCCGGCGCGCCCGCUCGCCGCAAGCUGAGCGUCAGGGUCGCCAGCCAGAGGCACGCGCGAGACGCGGAGGAAAAGGCGGCGGCGGCCGCGGCGGAAGGGGGCUGGGGGCACCGUGGUGGCAGGGAGGCGGGGGGUAGUGGCGGCCCCGUAGUCUUGCGUAGUUUGGAAGACAUCCGGGCCUUCAAGGCUCGCACCCCAAUUUAUGAGUGA